ACCGUAUAGUUAAUGACGGCGAAGACGAGGGAAAGUGAUAAAAAAAGGCUCUUCUUCUUUGACCAACUUAGAUCAUAUGGCUUCAAAGAUUACUGCUAAAAAGAAUGAUGAUGAUGAUUCUGACUACGAAAUCAUUGAAGGCGAGUCUAAGACCGCUUUAGCAGCAGCCGGCACGAGUCCUUGGAUUGAUUCUGCAACGUUGGAGCUUCGGCAUCGAAUUGGAAGAGGUCCCUUUGGUGAUGUUUGGCUGGCUACUCAUCAUCAGUCCACAAAGGACAAUGAAGUGGCCAUCAAAAUGCUUCAUCCCAUCAAUAAGGAUCAGAUGAGAGUUGUGGUAGAUAAGUUUAAGGAUUUGGUUUCUAAGUCUCAAGGGAUGGAGAAUGUUUGUCUCCUCAGAGGAGUCUCUAUAAUUAGUGGAAGGAUUUGCCUCGUCAUGAAAUUCUAUGAGGGCUGUGUUGGUGACAAGAUGGCUCUCCUUAAAAGAGGAAAGCUUUCACUGUCUGAUGUAUUGAGAUACGGGAUUGAUCUAGUUACAGGGAUUCUUGAGUUGCACGCAAAAGGGUUUCUGAUUCUCAAUCUCAAGCCCUCUAACUUUCUUCUCAAUGAUAACGAUACGGCCAUCCUAGGGGAUGUUGGAGUCCCUUAUCUACUUCAUAGUAUCCCUUUGCCAAGUUCUGAUAUGAUAAUGAGACUUGGAACUCCAAACUAUAUGGCUCCAGAACAGUGGCAACCUGAAGUAAGAGGUCCCAUGUCCUUUGAGACUGAUUCUUGGGGGUUUGGAUGCAGCAUUGUGGAAAUGCUCACUGGUGUACAACCUUGGAGUGGUAAAUCCAUCGACGAAAUAUACAACUUAGUGGUCAUAAAAAGAGAAAAGCUCACUAUCCCCAAUGCCAUACCGCCUCCUCUUGAGAAGCUACUUCAGGGUUGCUUUAUGUAUGAUCUUCGAAGCCGACCUUCUAUGACAGACAUCUUACACGUCUUCAAGAGGUUGCAGAACUCAGAGGAGGAAGAGUUCUGGUCCUUCUGGAGAGGCGUUGAUAGUAGAGAAAUCAGGAAGAGCUCAGCUAAUCUCGGUUACACAGAAUGGUUCCUUUCAAAGGAUCAACUGCAAGUAGGCGACACGGUGCGUUCAAGAAAGCCUGCCAAUUUGUGUAAGCAUGAGAACAUGGAUGUGCCAGAAGGAAAGGUGGUUGGUUUAGAACGUGACACUACCGACUCAGAUGGGUUUGCUCUGGUUAAAGUCCAUGGUGUUCAUGAUCCGUUAAGGGUUCUCGUAUCUGUUCUUGAAAGGGUAACUAAAGACUUGGCUUCUGGAGAUUGGGUACGUCUGAAGUAUGUAGGAGUGGCAGACAAGAGGUGUUCUCCAGUUGGCAUUGUCCAUUCAAUCAACCGUGAGGGAAUUGUAGCUGUUGGGUUUAUAGGGUUGCCAACUCUCUGGAGAGGGACUUCAUCACAGCUUCAGAUGGCUAAAGGAUACAGUGUUGGUCAGUUUGUGAAGAUCAAAGCCUUUGUUGUUACCCCAAGAUUCAAAUGGAUACGUAAAGAUAGAGGAGUUUGGGAAACUGGCAGAAUCUAUCAUGUUUUACCAAACGGUUGUCUCGAGGUAAAGUUCCCUGGAGCGUUGCCUUUUGGACAGGAACAUGGAAGCUGUCUUGCUGAUCCAGAUGAAGUAGAGCUUGUGGAUUUUAGUACUUGUGGAGGAGUUGUGCAGAAAUAUCAGCAUCUAGAGGACUUUCACUGGGCUGUGAGACCUUUACUGAUUGCCGUGGGUGUAUUGACAGCAAUGACGUUAGGAGGGUUAUUGGUUGGGAAGAAAGUGGGAAGAUCAAAGGAUAUCAAACAGCGAGUUGGCUCGAGUGGACAAUGUGAUUGUCAGAUUCGGAAUGGUCAGGAUAGGGUCGGUCUUUACCGUAAGAAAUCUGGCAAAUCUAAAUCUAAAUCUAAAUCUAAAUCUAAAUGGUUUUUUUAAGUUUUGGUGUUUA
Brassica oleracea var. oleracea is the source of this 1982-nucleotide messenger RNA. RefSeq names its product E3 ubiquitin-protein ligase KEG-like. Gene Ontology annotation, biological process: protein phosphorylation. Gene Ontology annotation, molecular function: protein kinase activity; ATP binding. Bases 77 to 1969 code for a protein of 630 amino acids. The transcript has 5 exons. NCBI's taxonomy places the organism in Eukaryota, Viridiplantae, Streptophyta, Magnoliopsida, Brassicales, Brassicaceae. The record is from RefSeq and is a predicted model, not a curated record.